Molecule: messenger RNA, 1700 nt
Organism: Brassica oleracea var. oleracea
Lineage: Eukaryota; Viridiplantae; Streptophyta; Magnoliopsida; Brassicales; Brassicaceae
Product: probable protein phosphatase 2C 67
Exons: 4
Coding region: 53-1162 (369 amino acids)
Biological process (GO): protein dephosphorylation
Molecular function (GO): cation binding; protein serine/threonine phosphatase activity
Source: RefSeq, a predicted model, not a curated record
AACUAAACAACCAGCACUGCUACUACUACUUGUUAUAACUUUUCCUGUAAAGAUGAACAAAUCCUGUUGGAGAAUAGGUACCAGUAUGGAGAGAAGUAAGAUCAGUCCUACAAAGAAUGAUGGCUUGACAUGGUAUAAAGAUCUUGGCCUUCACACCUUUGGAGAGUUUUCAAUGGCAAUGAUCCAAGCCAACAGUGUGAUGGAGGAUCAGUGCCAGAUCGAAUCAGGGCCAUUGACAUUCAACAACCUUGCAGUUCAAGGCACUUUUGUUGGAGUUUACGAUGGCCAUGGAGGUCCAGAGGCUUCCAGAUUCAUUGCAGAAAACCUCUUCCCUAAUUUAAAGAAGUUUGCUUCCGAGGGUGGAGAGGUUUCAGAGGAGGUGAUCAGGAACGCAUUUGCAGAGACAGACGAAGAUUUUCUCACGGCGGUGAAGAAGCAAUGGCGCAAGAGCCCACAGAUGGCAUCAGUGGGGUCAUGUUGCUUGGUGGGAGUGAUAUGCAACGGAUUGGUGUAUAUAGCAAACGCAGGAGACUCAAGGGCUGUGUUGGGAAGAUCUGAGAGAGGUGGUGGAGUCAGAGCCGUUCAGCUAUCAGUAGAGCACAACGCCAAUGUAGAGUCUGCGAGACAAGAGCUAUGGUCAAUGCAUCCUAAUGACUCAAACAUUCUUGUGAUGAAGCACCGGAUGUGGCGUGUGAAAGGCAUCAUCCAGGUCACAAAAUCUAUAGGGGAUGCAUAUCUCAAAAGAGCAGAGUUCAACAGAGAGCCGUUGAUGCCCAAAUACAGAGUAGCAGAACAUUUCACCGAGCCAAUACUUAGUGCGGAUCCAUCAGUCACGGUUACUAGGCUUAAACCAGAAGACGAGUUCAUGAUUCUUGCUUCAGAUGGGCUUUGGGAGCAUCUUAGCAACCAGGAAGCUGUUGAUAUUGUACAUAGUUCCCCUCGCCAAGGAGUAGCACGGAGACUACUGAAAGCUGCAUUGAAGGAAGCAGCAAAGAAAAGAGAGAUGAGAUACUCAGACUUGCAAGAGAUCAAUCCUGGUGUUAGAAGGCAUUUCCAUGACGAUAUAACCGUUGUUGUGGUCUAUCUCGAUCCCCAAAUGGUCCAAGCCAAUGGCUGGGCUUCUCCACUGUCAGUAAGAGGUGGCGGCUACCCAAUGCAGUGAGCCAAAAGUUGUUGGGAAUCAAGAGCACGAACCACUAGUAGUAUAGCUAGAACAAUAUUUUAAAUUGCAAAGAUUACGUUCUUUUUUAAGAAAAGAUAAAUUCAAAUGUUAAUCCUGUGUGCAAAUUAUACAAGAGGGGCAACAUCACCAUCCAUGUCAAUGUAGUAAAAUUUAAUUUUCAGAUUACCUUUCAGAAUACUAGCGUUUAGGCACAAGCACAAUAACUGAAAAUAAGAAGCAAAACUAAACAUUACAUUCCCUUUAUAAAAGUAUUUCUGGCUGCUUGAUUCGAAAUGUAUGAACAAAGUUUUUAUCUAAAAUCUAUUACAGACGCAUAAGAAUUGUGCAGAGUAUCAGAAAGGUAGCAAAGUCGAAGUCUCACGAACAGAGAUUCUUCAGCGUCGGAGGCUCUCUUCCCUUCGACAUAGAGACCAGAGAUAUGGAAACCAACAAGUACCUCUAUAGUUCUAAUGAUGUGUCUUACAUGACAAAGGAACUCUGAAUUAGUGGCUUGACAGGUCAUAUUAUAUAUUAAUAA